UAAACUAUGAGUUUGUGUCUUCGAGAACUAUAGUCGUUUGUUUUACGAAGCAAAGAAAGACGGCACGCAGGAGGCGUUUACGAGUGUUUGUAGUUAUUACUAAUGAUUUUGCAUUAAAAGUUCGCAUUUGUUAUAAAGUUUAGUUGUUCCACGGUACCAAUUGAAUUUGUCAAAUGUCUGUAAGUGUAUAACAAGGCCUUGUGCUGACCGGAUAGUGAGUCAUAACAUCAUCGAACUCUAAAAAUGGGGUGUGCUGUUAGUACUGCUGGUGAAAAGGAAGCCGCAGAAAGAUCCAAAAAAAUUGAUAAAGAUCUACGUGCUGCUGGAGAACGAGCAGCACGAGAAGUUAAACUACUGUUGCUUGGAGCUGGAGAAUCUGGCAAGAGUACCAUUGUUAAGCAGAUGAAAAUAAUUCAUGAAACUGGAUACUCUAAAGAAGAAUGUGAACAGUAUUGUCCUGUUGUGUACAGCAACACAAUUCAGAGUCUAAUGGCUAUCAUAAGGGCAAUGGGACAGCUCAGAAUAGAUUUUGCUGACCCAGCCAGAGCGGACAAUGCCAGGCAGUUCUUCACGCUGGCCAGUGCGGCUGAAGAAGGUGAGCUGACCCCAGAACUGGUGAUGUUGAUGAAGCGACUCUGGCAGGAUGCUGGUGUGCAGUUGUGCUUCUCCCGCUCGCGAGAAUACCAGCUAAACGACUCUGCUGCCUACUACCUGAAUGCGUUGGAUAGAAUAUCUCAGCCAAACUAUGUCCCUACACAGCAAGACGUGUUGCGCACCCGAGUGAAAACGACUGGCAUUGUGGAAACUCAGUUUACCUUCAAGGGUUUGCAUUUCAAAAUGUUUGAUGUAGGAGGACAAAGAUCUGAACGUAAGAAAUGGAUUCAUUGUUUUGAAGGAGUUACAGCCAUUAUUUUUUGUGUGGCGUUGUCUGGAUAUGAUUUGGUUUUGGCCGAAGAUGAGGAAAUGAAUCGCAUGAUUGAAUCUAUGAAGUUAUUUGAUUCAAUUUGUAACAGCAAAUGGUUUGUGGAAACAUCAAUAAUUUUGUUUCUCAACAAAAAAGAUUUAUUUGAGGAUAAGAUUGUUAAAAGUCCUCUAACAGUAUGUUUCCCAGAAUAUACAGGUUCCAACACUUAUGAAGAAGCUGCAGCUUAUAUUCAGUUGAAAUUUGAGAACCUGAAUAAGAGGAAAGAUCAGAAAGAGAUAUAUACACAUUUUACUUGUGCUACAGAUACAAACAACAUACAGUUUGUAUUUGAUGCUGUGACUGAUGUCAUCAUUAAGAAUAAUCUCAAGGACUGUGGAUUGUUUUAAAAAAAAAAAUUGAUCUAUCAGUACUUUUUGAGCCGUAUUCAUACAUGCUGAUAAAUGAUGUCUCGUGAACUUUUAGCAACGUGGAGUAAUUCAUGUGUGUAAAUAAUAUAUUUUACAUACUGGACAAGUAAACAAUUAUGCAAGUGCCUGGCAAAUACCUAUAAAAAUAAUGGUGUUGUCUCUGAUAAAAUUCUUGUUUUCAUCUUCUUAUCACUAUGAAGUUAAGUGCCAAAGAAUUGGACCUUUUUAUAUGUUAUUUUAGUGCCCUGAAUGGCUUGAGAGUUUAUUUUGCUUGUAGAGAAAAUUAUAUUUGAAAGUAUGAUUGUGCUAUAUCCAUUAUUGUAGUUCCUUAUUUGUAUACGUUUUCAGUGCAUUUUUUAUUUAAACCUUUCAGUUUGUCUUUAUGAAAGUUUUAAGUUAAUUCUUUUGAUGAUCACUUUUCCGCUUUAUAUUUUUAUAUGUAGGUUGAUAAAUUAUUACUGUACAGUAAAACCUCUCUAUGUCCUUAUUGCAAAAAACUUCUAUGUAAAUUGUGUUUAGCUCACUAAGAAUAAUAUUUAAUAUUAAACAAUUUCAGCUCUUUAAAUUAAUAUUUCUUAAGUAAAAUCUAUUUAUAACAAAGGCAUUUAAAGACCUGACAAUAUUAUUAGGAAGGUCAGGGAAAUCAAGUUAUAUUGAAAAUUAAAAUCUGCAAGUGGAUAGCAGAGAAUUUCCAUAAGUGAGCACUGCAGUUUUGUUUGCUAAUGAUUAUGUCUCUUGCCUUUAAAUAAAAAAUAAUCAUGUUGCAGGACUAAUUAUGACACUACAGAAAAGUUAUUGUAUCAUCUCAUAUGAUGAGUUAGUCAAUGAAUUCUGUUUGAUAAUUUUCAUCGUCAGAUUAUUUUUUAACUAAGCAUGCCAAUGUGUUAUGUGACCUAAAGGACACAAGUACUGAAAGUGGACACCUAUUAUGCCUCAAGUAAUCAUUUUUAAUGUGCUUGCUGCAGUCCAUCGCAGCCCACAGAAGUUUAUUGAUUUUGCUUCAAAUCAAUGUUCAUAGCUUAUGAGAAGGUAAAUAAAUUUAUUUACUUAGAAAUUGCAAAUUUUUCAAACUUUGCAGCCUUUCUUUGCAUUGUAUGUCUGAUUCUCACUGCUUUCAAUGAUUACACCAAGUAUCUAAAAAGAUUCUUGUUUUCCUGUAAAAUUAAAUUCUUAAGUCUAAACAUGUUGACAAUAAUAAUACAUGGUAGCUGCAGUUAACAUUAAUCUCAACAAAUCAUGUUGUGAGGGCAUGCAGUAGUGCAUUAUUAAGGCUCAGUCACACACUUCAUGUUGGCUUGUCAUUUCUGUUAUUUGAGUACUUUUCCUACAGAUUAAUCACAACUGCUCUCUUGCAUUUUAUGUUUUGUCUUAUAUUUUCUCAACAGAUAUUUACUAAAAUUCCAGUACAGCGGUUAAUUGCUGGCAAGUGUUCAUAAUUAUGACCACUUGCUUGAAUUUUUACAGCUUGAAGAUCGUUUAGUAAAUAUCUUGUGAGAAAAUUUGUGAGCCAACAACAAAUGCAAUAGAGCUAUCUGAAUAAAUUUACAGGAAAUGUCCUUAAUUAAUAGCAUUGAAAAGGAAAUGAAAUAGCCAAUUCAGCGUGUGAGACCAAGCCUUAAUGGUUAUUUGCAGCACACAUUGACAUUAGCUUUAUCAACUCUACCUGUAUUCUUAACUUUGCUUGGUUUGGAUGGAUGAUUCUUUCAUUAUUAACUGCUGACAUGUUGAAUAGUUAUCACUCACUUGGACUCAACAUACCAAAUUAUAUAUUAUAUCCUAUUCAUUAAUGUUGCAAUUUUUUUUAUAUGGAAACUUGCAACCCAAAAUCAGAAAGGAAAGUUUUGAUUGGAAUAACACUACAAAAAAUUCAAUUCUUUAUGUAUUAAAGUUAUGAUAUAAUUUUUCAGAAAUUUAAUAGCAGGAAUUUAUUACCUUCUGUGUAUGCUUAGAAAAUGCUAAAGCAAUAUCUGUUUUUAAACCAUUGUGUAUGGAUUACAUAUUUUGAGUUAUAAGGAAAACAGGUGCUAAAUAAAAAAACUGUAAUGCAGAUGUUAAUAAACAUUACCAUUUCUCUAAAAGGAAACAGUGUUAGUAUUGUAAUUUAAUAUUUAACUACCUGCAUGGUUUUUAAAAUAGCCAAGUAUUCCAUGAUUUCAUUUUUUAAGAAUAAAUAUUCCUCUAUUUUUCAUCAGUGAAAUCUAGAUUCUGAAGUUUUGUAGUAACCAUGCUUUAUUAUAUUAAAAAUUGAAAAUAUCAAAUUUGUAAUUGUUUGAAAAAGCAAACGGGACAGGAAAUAAUUUUAUUUCCUUUUAAGGAAUCUCCCUAUUAAAUAGUGUAAAAAUUAAAGACCAUUCAUUAUAUAGAGGUUUUACUGUAAAAUGUUUAUUGAGAAUGAAAGUGAGGAGUGUUAAAUAAGUCUGAUCAUUAACCAUGCAUAUUGUCUUAGUAGUGAAAAAUUUACACAUUUUUAUGUUCAAUAUAUUGUCAUGUUAAGCUAAUUAUACAUUUAAUGUUUUUUUCUAUAUGUAGUUAAAUUCUUAGAGCUUGAGGUAUUGAGAUACAAAAGUUAUUUUAUUUGUAUCAAUCAGUAUAGUUUUUGAUAAUUGUCUUAUUAUAAAAAGUUUUUUUUUUUUCAUGAUGUAAUUUUGAUAAUACUGUGCAGGAGUUACUACUCUCAAAGACUUCUUAUUCAUAAUUUUGUAAAAAUAACUGCAUUUAUAAAAUAUACUUGUAAAAACAAAGAAACCUAAACAAUGAUAUGCUAAUUUAACCAUCAAUAAUAAAAUUUUGAGAACUACUUUUUAUCAUUUCUAGUGCCAUCAAACAAAGUCUGUGUUACUCCUCUUACACUAUUGCCACCUAUAACUUCAUGAUUAGGUCUUGUGUAUAGUAAUGCAUGUGCAUUCUCAUAAACAUGCUUAGCCAUAUUGUAUACUUUAAAAUUACCUAAAAUACUGAGGUUGAAUGUUCAACCACAUAUGAAUGUUAUUGUGUUCUUACUAUUGCUUGCUACACAUAUUAUAUAGUGCAAGCUAUGAUGUUUUCUUAAAUUUUUUUUUAACUUUAAUUAUCAGAAUGUAUCCUGUGCUCAAUUCCCUAUUUAGGAUCUGUCACUAACAAAACAAACUAACUUAAAGGGGUGCAUCUCAUUUCAGGUCAUUAUCUUAAGUUAAACACUUGUAAACUUUUUCAAUUUUUUAACUGUUACCAAACCAAAAAUACUUAUAUUGCUUACUUUCUGCAUAAUAAGCUGCCAAAGUUAAAUUUUUUUACUUAAUCGAGCCGAACAAAUAAGGAGAAUCUAGUGGAAUACAUUCUAGGUAUAACAACAAUGCUACUGGCUAAAUGGCUAAUUUUCUAUAAGUAUUUCUAGCCUUUAGAAAUUCUGAAAUUUGUGAGAUUUUUGACAGCCAAGAAAAAAAAAAUUAUAAUAGAAAUACAAACUCGAUCUUGAAGUAGCCCGUAGCAUUGUCUUUAAACCUAAAAAGUUUCAGUUCUGUGAUAUGUUUAAUUCUUCUCAUUUGUACUCCCUGAAAAUAAUAAAAAUGGAACUUUGGCAACUAAUUAUAUAUACAAAAAGUAUGCUAUGUAUACAUUUUUUAUUUAGUGAAAGUCAAACUAUUAAAAAAUUCUACAAUUUCAUCUUUGACUAACAUAAAUACAAAUUCAUGACCUGAAAUGAGAGGCACCCUGUUAAUGUUUCAUUUUGCAUGUUACCCAUCAACAUUUGACAUACUGUAUGAUUGUGAAUGCCCAUUCAGUGGCAGUUGGGUUUGCUCAUGUCUACACUCUUGCUGCUUGCACCAGAAACCAUUUUGGGCCACUGAACUUAUGAUGAUAAUUCACAAGCAAGCAACAAGGUAGUGCAGUUAAAUGCAGAGCUGCAUCCAGUGGCUGUAGCAUCAGACAGGAAGCAAGAUAGUACAGUCUGAAGUAAAUAGUAGCACAGUUUGCAACAGCUCACCAGCUGCCACUGCAUGUUAGCCAUUUCAGAUUUAUUAUAAGAGAUUUAUUCCAUCUUUGAUUUCAUGUUUUAAUCAUAAUGAUUUUUUGAAGGAUAAAUUAGUGAUGGAGAUGAGUUUACUAUAAGUUUUUAUCGAAUGUUAUUUUUCUUUCCAUACAUAAAUGAUUGCAAGACAUGGCAUUCUUAUCCUAAAGCCAGACAUAAGCCACAUUUGAUGAGUAUUAAAAAUUUUGUCUGCUAUUUUUUUUCCUUUUUCUAGCCUUAUUCAAUCUUGCCUGUUAACCUAAACCAAUUUGCUCUAACCUAAAUAUAUAGUUCUGGUCAGUUUAUGCUAUGUUUGUUCUUUAGCCCAGAGCUGUCAUCUCAAUAAGUCAGGAAUUUGGAAGAUGGUUGGUAUAAGUCAAUAUUUUCAUUAUAUAUACAACAAUCAGGUUUUUGUUUUUAUUUAGGUCAAUAAGAGUUGCAAAACGUCUGUAAUUAAGGUUAUAAAAUUUAAUUAGGGUUGCUGUAUUGAACUAGCCUGCUGCAAGUUUUGAAGUUAAAAAGUUUUAAAACACAUACAUAGGUUUGCUUGCCAAUGUAAAUUAUUAUUUUGAAUUUUGAUCUUCACGGGAGUUCUAUAUUUAUCACUAUUCAGCAUUUAUACAUGAUUAAUAAUUAUAUUUUAUUCUUUAAGACUUUAAUUUGCAAUUUUUAUUGCUAUAGAUUAAUUUGUGUAUGUACCUUGGAGUUAUAUUAUGAAUGUGAUGGUAUCUCGGUUGACUUCUAUUUUAAUCUUUGUUACAAACAUUGUUCUGAGAAUAGGAGUCUAUUGUUCUGCAAUUUUUUUUAUUGAAGUAAAAUUAUAAAAAAAAAUUGGAUAUAAAUUUUUGUAACACUUAGAAAAUAUUGUAAUUUAUUAAAUGUGGAAAAUUAUGAACUAGCACAAUAUGAUACUGUGUUCAGUGAUGAAAAAUGUGUCUUUAUGUGUGCAAUUUAUAAAAAAUUGUCUUAUUGAUGUAUUACUCAUGUUUUAUUAGUUGAUUACAGAAUAAUUUGAAUAUAUCUUGGUGUUUGGGUUGUAGUCACAUCUGGUAACAUUUUAUUUCCUACAUCUCUUUUGCAACUAUUUUUUUUGGUAGACAGCAUGAAACAGAGCAUGCCAAACAUCUAGAAGUAAUUGCCAGUAGCUGUAGUUUCAACGCAGAAGCCAAUGUCAUACCUGCCAACCUUUCCGAUUUUUCCGGAAGUCUUCCGAAUUAUAACUGCUCUUUACGAUUUUCCGAAAUUGUCUGAAUUCUUCCUAUUUUAAAAUAGCUUCGCGGUAAAAAAAAAAAAGUCGGUGUCUUCCAAAUCGAUUCAACAUUCAUGUCGAUCGAUGUAUCGCGUGUUGUGCUCAUGACUAUCGAUUGUUUUUUCUCGUUUACACAGUUCUACAGAGAGUACGUUGUCGCUUGUUCGUUCAAUGGUUAGUUAAGACGGGUGAUUUUGAUUUAUAAUUUACGAGCUAAAUUCGUGGAGUUGAUGGUAUUUUGAAAUAUGAUAAAAUUUGUAGAAUAAUGCUGUCAAUACUUUCCAUUCCACACAGCAAUGCGGAAUGUGAAAGGAUUUUCAGUUUGGUGAAAAAGAACAGAACACAAUUCAGAUCCUCCAUGUCCAGUGACACUUUAGAAUCCCUUUCAAUAUUGAAGACAAGAAAAUCAAAUUUGUAUUAUGAACAAAAUUUUAGUUCUGAGUUCUUAAAGAGAGCAAAGAAGGCAACAGUUGCUUCUUUAAAGCCACAGUGCUCCAGUGCUCCAAAUUAGCUAAGCAUUUAUUUAUUAUUUUUCUUCUUCUUAUAAUCCACAUUGUUUGACUAUGUUAUAUUAAUUUUCUGGUAAAAUUAUUAUCGGAAGCCAAGAUAGAUUCUGUGAGUUGUAUUCUUGUGUGAAAUAUUGUGCUGAUCUUCAAGUAUCACAGUCAACAGGUAACAACACACAAAUAUUUUUUAAUGUAGCUAUAUAUUAUUUGAUAGUGGGUGAUUUGUGUAAUUUAGUUGUAUUUUAGCAGUACAAGUCUGCAUUGUAGCCAUAUAGGUAAUUUUUUUUGUCUAAAUCGGUAAUUUUAUUUGUGUUAAUAAUCUUCCUAAUUCAGAUUUUCAUAGGUUGGCAGGUAUGCAAUGUUCAUAUGUUAAAUGAUAUGUCAUUAUGUUUUCAUGUAGCAAAAAUAAUUGUUUAAAGAUUUUGAUAAAAGUGCAGUACAUAUUUAUUUAAUUGCCAUCUUUGAAUGUAGGAUAAUGUAUGUGUUUUUAAGAUGUUGCUUUUCUUUGUAAGAACUGAUGAACUGUUCACCAUGGUUGCUGUGUGACAUUUUUAUACUGUGGUAAUGAAUUGAAACAUCAUAGUGCACAAAACGUUUUUUUAUGUACUGUCUUGAAGUGAGUGAACUGGUGUAAAUAAUUUCUUAACAAACAUAACAGAUAUUUUAAAAUUUGUAAUGACUGCAUAUAGAUUCACAGGUAAAAAUGUAGAAAAUCAGUAUAUGAAACUAGCUGCAUUUAGGAAUGUGUUAUUGUGUUAACAUUGUGAUAAUUCUGAAUGUGUUUCAAUGUAAACUGGUGGUUAAUAUGUAAUUUGUGUAACAUAUGAUGAAUUGUAUGAACUCUUGAAAGUACUGCACAAUGAGCUGUUUAUUCAGUGUAUGAUACCAUGAUAUGAGACUUCUCACUUCCUCCUAGUAAGACUUUAUGUGGUUUGAAUUAAUAUUUAUCUAUAGUGCAUUCUAAAUAAUCUGAUCACUCAAUUCUUGCCAAGCAUUUUCUUUCAUUCAAGAUGGCUAAUAUGCUGUCAGUUGGACCAGGUGUAAGACAAGCUACGUUAAGGUAGACUUUUAUAUUGUUGAUAGGAAUGACUGUUGUAAAUGGUUUUUGGAUGUUCUGAUUACUGUUUUGUACCGCAUAAUCAUAGCACAUUUUAUGAUAAAAUCAAGUUCGAAAAGCAGGAAAAAAAAGUAUUUUGUUGAGGUUAAUUUUUUCAUAGCAAAAAUGUUGCAUGGACAUUACGUUUAAUUAAAAAGCAAAUUAUACAGAAGCACGCCAAACUAUUAAGAUUAAUUAGUAGAGACCUGCAAAAUUCACAGAUUAAUUCUGUGAUAGGCUAGAAUUCAAACUCAUAUACCUCUUAGACAAUUUUGCUAUUGGCUUACUGUUCAUCUAGACGAAUCUCAACCAUUUAUAAACCCUCAACCAAAGAAGGAUCGAAUCACAGACAAACCAGCUGAGACGACUUACAAGUCGGCAGCCAAUGAACUUGCGUUAUUUCAAGCUAAAUUCAUAAUUUUCAACUUCCUCUAAUCAAGCUUGAGUAGUUUAUAGCAUCCUGUAGUUUAUAUCAUGUGUAAUAGCUGUUUAUUUUGUUAAGUUUUCUCUUCUCAUUUACAUAGUUCUCAUGUUAUUGAGGUCAUAAGAAUAAAAAUUAAUUAUUGUAUGUAUAAGUUAUUUACUGAAUUUUUAGUCAUUGUGGCAAGAAUUCAUUGAUUCGUUCUUUAUUUGUUUUGUACAUUUGUAUGGUUCAAAUGAUGUAAAAAUCAUAGUUUUAAAGUAUUACUAUUUGUGAGAAAUGGGUAAAUUCACAUUCCAUGUUUACUAUAUAAAUACUAGUACAGUGUAAUUGCUACUGAACAAUAUUUUUUAAGAGCACGAGUUCUUAUAAACUGACAUAUAACUGAUUUUGAAAGGACCUUGAACACCAGCAUAGCAGUAAAUUACUCAAAGGUAAGUUUCGUGUAAAGUUAAUCAUUAUUUAACUUAUAAAGUAUCUUCCUUUUAUAAAUGAAUAGAGAGACAGAUAUGGACACUGUGGUUAAGUUUUACCAACAACAUUUUUAAAGUUGGGAAAUCAAAAUUUUUUGGGAUAAAAAUUUUAAUUUUUUACUGAAUAAAGUUUCACCAUGUCUUAUACUUUAUAUAGAAAUUUAAAGAUACAUAGAUUGCACCAUACUCUUGAAAAUAAUUGCGUUGCUGGGGUUGACAAGCAAUAGUAAAUUUUACCAUCACUUUUUCCUCUUAAGAAUCAAAUUAAAUUUUGCAAGUAAUUUGUUUGUGUUACAUAUCUCUUACAAUAACAAAACUGUAUACUUAAAAAUUACAUGUUUAAAUAUUUAACUUGAGAAACUGAGAAAAUUGAGGUGUUUGGUGGAACAUAAAUAGCUGAUGAUGAAGAUGGUUUGGUUCUUGCUCUCUCACAUGCCAUAAUGAUAAUUUCACUUUUAUUUCAUUUCUUUGUUCAAGGGAUUAGUUCUGCACAUUUUUAUAUGAUACCUCUCUUACAUUUGUUUUUCUGUCACAAAUAUUUUCAACAGUUAUUUACUAAAUGUAAUAACAAUAGAUGUAAAAAAUAUAAGCAAGUAUUUGUAAUUAUCAGCACUUUCUUAAGUUAUUACACCCAUUAUAUUACAUUUAGUAAAUAUCAGUGCUAGAACAACAUAUACAAGAGUUAUCUUGUUAAAUUUACAGAAAUAACCCUUAACUAACAGUAAUGAUGAGAAAAUUAAAACAUUCAUGAUGAUGUGUAAGAUCAAGACUCAAACCAAAUAAAAUUCCUUAUCUCUGAUGGUGAAACCAGCUCUAUAUUAUUGUUUUUUACUUUUAUUUGGUUAGAUUCUUGGAUGUUGUAAUGUUAACAAUAACAUAUGUAAAAACCAGUGCUAUUACUGAAAUGGAAGUUAAUUUUCGGCAUGAGAAAGAUCUUUUACAGGUAUUUGUAAGUAAUAAAAAUAAUAUUUUCAAAUGUGUGUAAAGAAUUAAAGAAAUGGCUGUAUUCCAAAGCAAAUCAUUCACAGGUACAGUACCGAGUUUACUUUUGCACUUGUCAUCUGGAUUAUGCAAUUCUUUUCUUUUGUAGAAUUCGUGGUGAAAUCUGUGUUGCAGGAACAGCAUUGGUUCAGUUGCAUAGAAACUAAUCUCUCUUCCCCUUUAUAGGUAUUUAUAAACAUAUGUUGUCGCUACAUAAAUUAAAACAACAAAGUUUUGUAUGUAGUUUUGAUACUUGAUUGGCAGUAGUAGCUGUAAAAGUUUGAUUAUAUUUAAGUUCUAUGAUUAGCAUUCUACAUUUCUGCAAACUGAACCUACUACUCCUGUUACAUCAUCUUCUGCAACUGUCAUCGUAGACUGGGCUUAAAAUAACUUGAUAAAAAUACAUUAUGAUCCUGUCUAAAUUUGAGUUCUUUAAGGGAAAUGACUGCCUUUUUUUCACACAGUUCUGUAUAUGUUGUCUUAUGAUCUACUGCACAUUACGACAAUUCUGUCUGCCACUGACAUUUUCACUACUAUGGUCUUAAAUGCAUUUGACACCAUGUCAAAUGAGAUUUAUUUCUCAUUUUAAUGUUUAUAACCAAACCUGAGAAUGGAAUACAAUUUUUAACAUCAGGUAGGCUAUAUAUUUUCUACUUAAAAUUUUAAGUGAAAUAAAUCAUUUCCCCAAAUUUUUGAUCGGCUAUAUCAGUAGUGAAAUAAAAUUAUUAUGGAUAAUUUUCAUUGUAAUUUUUUGUUGGCAAAAAUUUGUUAGUACAUAUUUUGAAGCCUUCUCUUUGAAGUUCAAGGUAACCCAUUUUGAAUGGUCAGACUAUAAUGAAUAUAUUUUUUUUGUGAUGUUAAAAAAAGCAAAGCAGUGUUAACAUAAUAAGCAGCUGAUUGUUACUUCAAAAUUUCUUUUGUUUAGGGAUAUAGCAUAAUGUAAAAUUUAGCUUUAGUUUGUGCCAUUAUAAAAGAGGAUGUUUUUAUUAUUUGUGCGAGUUUAAAAUAGAAUAUGAAAACAGAUUGAGACAACACCAAUGUGUAAUUUAAAAAAAAAAGUUUGCUAACAGAGUCGCUUUUGUUUGCAUUAUGAAAAUCUUAAGUUGCAUAUUAUGUAUAGGUUUUCUCAUAAUGAAAAUGUAGUAGAUAAAUAAUGUGAAAUUGCCAUUUUAUGUAAUUCAUGUGUGUGUGUCUGAAACAUUAGUUUAAUUUUGUGAGCUACUUAUAUAAUAUUUUAAGUUAUUUAAUGAUGUCUAAUAAUGAAGCAUUUAUUAUGUACAUUAUAUUAUUUAUUUAGUCAGGUAAUUCAUGUUGAUAAACACACUCGUAACUUAGGUUAAUAAUAAUUUGACCUACAAAACCAAGAAUUCAGAAGACAUAUCCCUACAAGUGGACUCUGUUGUUUGUAAUUCUUUUUUCUUUAGUUUUUCAUGUUCAUUUAAUUUUAUGUUGGCGAUAUAUAUUUGUUCCUCCGUUUACUAAUUUGUAAUUAGCAUACAUUUAUGACAUAAGUAAGUUGUGGUUUGAUACAGUAUUUUUUAUUCUGUUUGAAGAAACAUGCAUUUUUAACUUUCUAAUGUGUUAACUGUGACUUGAUAUUUGAACGUAUGUUUGUUCUCAUGUGUAGACAAGUUAGGAGAAGUAUGCAUUCCCAAAAAUAAAUAUGUGCCAAGGAAUUUAACCCUGGAAGAGUUGUAAAGAUCACAAAAUAAGAGCUGAAUUGUAUUAUUUUUAUCUAUAAAUUUUAUAUUAUAAUAUUCCAAUAUUAACAUUUAUGCCUAUUAAAAUACCAAUAGGUAAUUGAUUUUUUAUUUAUCUUUUUAAACAUAAUAACUGCCUUUUUUUUUUUGCUAGAAAUGCAAGCACAUCAGUUUCCAAAUAAUUUAUUUCUUAAGAGAGACUGGCCAAUAUAUUUUUUGGGGGUUUACUUUAAUAUUUUAUUUUAUAGAAAUUUAUGUGAUAUAAAUACAAAACCUGAUUUUUUUUUUCAUAUGUGUUUUUUUACCUCAUAUAUAUAUAUAUAUAUAUAUAUAUAUAUUACUGUGCUAUUUUUCUGUGAUUUAAAGAGUUAAAUAAGCUGCAUCAGUCACAGUAACAAUUUUAUAUUUAGUGUUAGUUUGCUAUGCACAUUACUCCAAAUUAUUCUUGAAAUCAUGUUUAGGUAUGAGUUAUUAAUUAUUUCAUCAUCUUUAUUUGCUAAAUGCAAGGAAAUUUCUCGAAGUUUUUACAUAUUUUGUUAGCAUUUUGGUGUUUUAACAGUAAAACAUAGCAAUGCAAAUAGUUAAAAAAAAUUGUGAUUAAAAAUAAAAUACAUAAAAAUGUGGACAGAUUGCCUUUUAAGUUUAGUUAGCAUUUGAGGUUUCAUAUUACAUACUUCUGUAGACUGAACUUACAAAGUUUUGUUUUCAAAUUUUUAGUAUGAUCUUUAAAUGAAGUAAAUCUCAUCUUUUUACAAAUUGUUACAUGUUAAUAGAUGUUCUAUUUCUACUAAUUGCCUUAAAAUUUCAUAGAUGAUUAUCUUUCACAUCCAUAUCUUAACCUAACUUAUCCUCAUCAUAUAUAUCUUUAUUCUUGGUAGGAUUUUAAACACUAUGGCUGUAUUCGAAUACAUAGAUACACAUCCAUAGCAUACACAUCCCUGUAUCUCUUAGCAGAUGCAGCCACAAUGUAAGGACACAGUUAUAAGGGAUGGAUGGUAUCCGUAUACUUUUACUGUUAGCAUCACCUGCUGUCAGUUGGUCAUACUAAUGUGCAUGCAGCCAUUUAAAGUCAUAUCUAUGAAGAUUCGCCAAAAUGUAUUUAACAAUGGGCUUUUGUAAUGAAUCCCAAAAUAUUAAAAAUACUUACGAACAUUAAAUACCCAAAUAAGUCUAACUUUACCAAUAGAUAACACUUUUAAUACUUAUAUUUACAUUUACCUUUGUCUGUAAGUUAUAAAUGAAGCUAUUUAUGUUUACAGCAAAUCUUACCAAAAUUCUGAAGCCAAAACACUAUUUUGAAGCUAAUGGAAGUAGGUACGCAUCCUUAGAAAUAUUGAGUUUAGUGAGCGCAUGUAGGGAUGCAUCGGCAUCGCUUGUGAGAAUUCGGAAACAAUGCUAAGAUGGCUACGUCCACAAUGAUGCACUUUUAAUGGAUUCCUUAGCUAAGGGAUCAAUUAGAAUAGUAUUCGGAUGCAGCCAGUCUUUCAGUCAGUAGAAAGUGUGCUGCUCUCCUACAUCAUUUAGGCACUAAAUUUUUAAAUCCAGUAUGGCUUUGGUAAAUGUACAUUGGUUUAAUUUCUUCUAAUGGAUGCUGAUUGGCUAGCCUUUAAUUUAUAUAAAGAAAGCUUGCUGUGUAUCCUACAGGUGUAAACUCUGCCCACACUGUUGAAUAAUAGGGCAUGUUCCCUCUUCCAGUUGCUGCAUUGUGUAAACAUAUCAGUCUUUCUUUGGGUGAUGCAAGCAUUUGAAUUCUUUAUUUCAUUUGCAUUACAUGACAUAAUAUAGUCACUGUUUACUAAUAUUAGUGAUGUAUGCUAGAAGUCCGGAAGAAUUGUAUUUAAAACUGUUUAGUGACCAGCUAUUGUGUCCUUCGUUGCUAUGGUGUGUGCACAGUCGUUACUUGGAAUAAAUAUGUUGUUUCUGCUUGUUAAAUGGGUGUUAUGGUGUGCUAGAAGGUUACAUAGUUGAUUAAUAUUAAAAGUUUAUACUGAUUAGGCUAUUUUAAAAAAAUAAAAAUUAAUGCUUUGUGAGUCACAUGUAUAAAACAUUGUAGCUUAGAUGUGAGGAGGUUAUUGAUAUACUUGAAGAGGUAAUAGAUAAAAUAAGACUUAACAGAAUGUUCAAGAAAUUAAAGAGUUUCCUUGUGUUUGAUUCUGAAGAAAACAAUACAUACUGUACAGGGUAGAUCUAGCUUUAAGGCAAACACCAGCAUUGUUCACAAUCAAGGUGCAGACUCCUAUACAAUUUUGUGCCACAGUUUUUAUAGUUAUGUCAAAGUCCAAGUUUUUGACAGAUAUAAGUGUUUCUUUCGCAAGCCAGUCAUUUAGAUAAAAAAAUUUGUUAAGGUAGGGGUUCUAACUCAAUACUUUCCCUUGUUUCUCUUGCAAAAAAAAACUAGUUAACAAACAUUUUGCUUAAACACUUUCCAAGAAUACAUCUCAUCCAUUACUUGGAGACUCACCAAGUACAAUGAUUGCAGAUGACACAAUAUCAUAAAUUUGUAAAAUGUCUUGAAAACUGAUGUGAGGCUGUUAAAACUUAAUACAGUGUGAUCUCUGUAUGCAUAUGCGUUGGAUAACAGUGUAGUAAAAUUACAUGCAUUGCAUUACAUCAUGGAAUAGCAAAACAAGUAACAGUGUUUCGUUUUGCAUUUGAUCACUGUAUUUUUAAAAUAUAGUUCUGAAUCAAAUUCAAAUUGUUGCAUUCACCCCUGGUAUAGUAUAAAGCUCUGCCAGUUUUUGGUGUCUCAAAACAGUACAAUAUGAAUGAAUGGCAUUAAAUAUUUUCACCAUGGGACCCCAUUUUCAUGUCAUUGAAAUUACUCUAAACUCUGUGCUUUUUCAUUUAUGAACACUUGAGUCUACAACAUACCCUAUAUUUACCUAUUAUGCACAAAUAAAUUUUUUUCCGUACUUGGAAAAAAUUUCUUAGAAUUUCUUCAAACCUCAUACUUCAGUCUAUCAAAUAUUAAAUUUUUUUAUUAUGUUUAUAAAUAAGCAUUCUCGGUGGUUCAGAAAAUUGUAAUUACCUUUCUAUAACCGCUGUGGUCUGUCAGUCACUAUGAUUUCUGAGGCUUAUGUGGCAAAGCCGAAAUUACAAUAGUCUGUCACGUAUCUAGGUCGCCUAUCCGUCUGUCAUCCAUUCAUCCUUCAGCUCACAGAGAAAUUUAUAGCACUUCGCUCAUACAUCAUAUUUUUGGAUUUUAAUGCUUCCAACUGAUGAUAAAAUUUCUAUUGGAUAAGUAGAUUAGUUUGACAGUCAAUUUAAGGUAUGUAUUUAUAACUAUAUAAGCUAAAAAAUUUUCUCUCAGGUAAUUAUGGCAAAAAUCUUGCAGACAUUUGGAGGUUAUAAUUUCAUCCACCUUCUGUUAAAAGUAUGAGUUUGCUAAGAUUUCGAAGGAUGGACGAAUAGAAUUUUACGAGCCAUCCUGUUGGCUACAGGUUAUGUGAUUGAUGGACGGAGGUCAACGGAUUAUUGUGAUUCGGGCUUAAGCAAGCUAGAUUUGUUGCGUUUCAAGUAAUUUUCUUGUUAUUUUGGUAUAAAUGCUUAAAAAUCUGUGUCACACUGCCAAAAUUUGUUUCCAGUACAGCCAUGUUUGUUUAACAUGUUGGAAGGCUUCAGUUUCCAUCAAAUGUUUGGUAUUUAGGGCAAGUUGUAAAAUUAGUUGGACGUUUGAUUAAAUCAUUUUGCCUAGCAAAAAUUUAAAUGGCUGACUUUUGGUCUUAUUAAAGUAUUUGAGUUUUAAGAGGUUGUGGGGGGAAAAUAAUGUUUGUAUGAAUGCUGUCAAUAAAGUAAUUUCACUGAGGAAGUAUUAUAAAAAUGCAUUUACAACUUUCAAAGAUUGCAGAAUAUUCUGUUUAUUAUAUGCAAAAAGUAUUUAUGUGAUUUCAAAAAUUACUAGCCUAAGCUGUUCAUAUUUUUCAUUCAACAAUGUGAUGCAUCAUUAUAAUUUUAAAAUGAAGUUAAUAUUGAAACAUUUCAGUUAGCUCAGUCCAAUAAUGAACUUUUAUAGUGUGGUAGAAUUUAAAACAUAUGUAAAGAUUAUCCAUCCCAACUUAUUUAAUAGCCAGCAUUACCCCUCAAACAGGGUUUUAAGUGACGAGUCAGUUAUGAAGUGGUGCUAAGCAGACUUGGUUCAUUUCAGUCUGUCAAUGCAAAACAUGCCAUAUAAAUCCUGCCCACUGCUUGCACUAUCCUGAUGUUCAGCAUUGUGGAUUUUAGUGUGUGGCUUACUUGAAACCUAAUGUAAACUUGCAAUCAGAAAUAGCAUAUUCUUUUCAAGACUAUUCAACUGUAGAAACUCAGCGUGCACAUAUUUUAGUUUUUUUUUUUUUUUUUUACUGCUAAAAAGUAUGUGACAUCUAGUACAAUACCAGUGAAUUUUAAGUGAAUACUUUGUUUAAUAAUAAUGUUUUCACUUAUUGUUUUGCAAUUUACAUGUGAUUAUAGGUUAAUUCUAUUUUGGAAUUAUGCUCUUGUGUGCAAUUUUAUUUUCCAUUAAAAUUAAAUAUUUUAUUUAGUAAGUAUAUGCAAAUUUUUACUUCAUCUACUUUUACUGAAUCUCCUACAUUUUGUGUUCCUUUAGUACAAGAAAAGUUCAGCAUCGUAAAAAAAAUGUAAGAGGUUUUUCAGUGCAUGUGCAUUUGUACAAUUGUUUACAUAUUUACGUACAGUUUCUCAUUUCUACUAUGUAAUUUAUUAAGCUACUGGGCCUGAAAUGGUUGUGUAUUUUGUAUAUAAUAUAUGUAGUAUAUUAUUUAGAUAUUCCAAAAUGAGUAAUGAAAAAUGUGUUCAAUAUUUAUGCCAAAUGCAAUUUGUUACUUGUAAUGUGUUGAACAUAUUUAGUAGCUUUUAUGUUGUUAAUUAACAAGAUAGCAAAAUAGUUUCAUUUUUUGGCUAUGAUCAUUGAUAGAAAAAAAUGUUAAUUUGACUUUUUUUUUUUAGCAUGUAUACUAUAUUCAGUUUAGUUAUAUAAUCACAAAUAAAUUCUUGUUUAAUCUGUUAAACAUCAUACUAAAUUUAAGUGAAAUAUCAGCUGAAGGGAUAUAAAUUAUAUGUAUUCUUUGUAUCUUUGUAAAUACAAUGGGUAUCAGAUUUUUAAUUUUUGUGUAUGUUUGUGUAUUAGGUAAGCUUUUUGAUGAAAGAAUAAAUGUUUUUGUAAUAUGUAUAUAGGUAGUUAAUUUUAUGUGAAUGCUAUGUAAAUAUGCAAAUUUCUCUUGUGUGGCUCCUUAAAAAAAAUAUAUAUAUAUUCUCCUUGCUACUCUUAUAAUGCAUUCCAUCUAAUCUGAAGAAAUGAAAAAAAAAAAAUUUCAGUUAGGAAUAACUUUAAGAAAAUACUUGUCCUAAUAGGUAUGUUAGUUGAAGUACUUAUAAGCCAAGCUAUGAUUAGGUUAACUUUUGUGUAGUUGUAGACAGGGAUGAUAGUUGGAAGUUGAUUAUAAACAUUCAGAUUAGCUGGAAUGUACUGUUAUUGUAGUCAUUGAUAUAUGACCACAAAUACUGCUAUUGGUCAAUCAAAUCAGUAAUAUUAGUGAAUCUAAUAGCAAUGUGUAAAUGUCACCUUAUGUAUACUAUUACAAAAUAAAUCAAAAUGUUAUUUUUGGAGAA
Molecule: messenger RNA, 17353 nt
Organism: Bacillus rossius redtenbacheri
Lineage: Eukaryota; Metazoa; Arthropoda; Insecta; Phasmatodea; Bacillidae
Gene: Galphai
Product: guanine nucleotide-binding protein G(i) subunit alpha
Exons: 6
Coding region: 244-1311 (355 amino acids)
Biological process (GO): adenylate cyclase-modulating G protein-coupled receptor signaling pathway
Cellular component (GO): heterotrimeric G-protein complex
Molecular function (GO): G-protein beta/gamma-subunit complex binding; GTP binding; GTPase activity
Source: RefSeq, a predicted model, not a curated record